Molecule: messenger RNA, 1886 nt
Organism: Heteronotia binoei (common prickly gecko)
Lineage: Eukaryota; Metazoa; Chordata; Lepidosauria; Squamata; Gekkonidae
Gene: PLEKHH3
Product: pleckstrin homology, MyTH4 and FERM domain containing H3
Exons: 10
Coding region: 107-1222 (371 amino acids)
Cellular component (GO): cytoskeleton
Source: RefSeq, a predicted model, not a curated record
CUUUCUCUCUCUGCUUCAGGCUGCAGCCUCACAGGUCAGCCUCACACAGCCCUGCCAGGCCAGCAGCAGCAGCAGUUCUGAAAGGUCCUUGGCAGUGGCCGAAGAAAUGCGUAGCCUUAUCCCAGAGAAGAAAUGCCGCCAAGUGCAAGAGGACCCAGAUCCCAUCAUGAAAGGCUGGCUGCAGAGGGAGGUGCGGGGGGCCAGAAGGGCCCCUUGGUGGCGUCCCCGCAGGCUCUGGUUCGUGCUGACCCAGGAUUCACUGGACUGCUACAGCGGCUGUGAGGUGGGGGCCCCGUGCCUGGGCUCCUUGGUCCUGACCAGCCUCUGCUCUGUGCUGUGGCCCGACAAGCAGACCUACAAGGAGACGGGAUACUGGGCAGUGACGGUUUUUGGCAGGAAACACUGCUACCGACUGUACACUGAGCACUUGCAUGAGGCCGUCCACUGGGUGUGCGCUCUGCAGAAGGUCAUCGUCAGCCAGGCCCCUGUGCAGACCCCCACACAGCUUUUCAUGUCUGACCUGGAGGAGAACCACAGGAGUCCAGAGAUCCUGGAUCGGAUUUAUCGUAAUAACCCUAUCCUCUGCUACACAGCUGGCCCCCUCUAUGCACCCCUGUUGCCUUUCCCUUAUGGCGUCGAUGCCAGCAGCCGCGGCUAUGCAGCGCUUCGCGAUGAGGCUGUCAAGCUGUUCCACUCGCUGCAGCAGCUGGAGGGGGUGCGGGAGCCGGCUCUCCUCAUGCAGGGGGUGCUGCAGACCUGUCUCGACCUCCCUCCGUUGGUAGAUGAGAUCUACUGCCAGCUGGUGAAGCAGACUACAGAGCCACCUGCACCUGGGACCCCUGCCGACCUGCGUUACUGGCAGCUGCUCGCUUGCAUGAGCUGCACGUUUCGACCCUCCCCACCUGUCCAGGGUUACCUGCAGCUGCACCUCCAGCGGACAGAGGAUCGGUUCCCAGGCUCAGAGAUGGCACGAUACGGACAUUUCAUCAAGGAAGCUCUGCGCAAGACUGAAGGACGGGAAUGUGUCCCAUCGCUGGAGGAGAUUGCAGGGCUGAUGGGACACCAAGAAGUGGCGGCGUGCCCCGGGCCUUGCCCAAGCACAGCCAUGGCUUACCACACCACAGCACAGGAGCUUAGCUGGCGAAGAGCCCCACCGGAAGCCCCCUGGCAGACUCUGCUUCAAGCACUAGGGAUGCCCAGACAUAGACAGCAUCCCCCGUGACAGCCAGGAGCGCCUGCUGUUGUUUGAGCAGGACUGCCAGCCUCUGUGGCUUGUGCUGAGCCCCACGGGAUGCUGCCAGCUACGGCUACCUCGGACCACGUGCUGCAGCGACGGGGCCGGGGUGAUCAGGAACUCCUCUGGCACAUACCCCAGGCCAAAGAAAUUAUGCAGCUCUUACAGGCACGCAUAGCCAACAAAAAGCUAUCCAGUAUCCCAGUGGCCAAGCUCCAAGAGGGACUGCAUCUACUCAUCAGACUGCCUUUCCUGGACUUACUGCCUCUUUGUUCCCCAGGGCCAGUGCCUUAGCUGGACAGAUGCUGACAGAGCGAGCACCGGUGGUUCACUGUGCUCCCAAGGAGCUGUGCCUGUCGUCUCAUUUGCAAUGACCUGGAGAGGCUCUCCAGCCUCUUGUGAAAACAUGAUAGUUGUGCACUUUCUCUGUGUGCUGCUUCCCUGUAGCAUUCAGUAGCUAGUUGUUCCUAACACAGCUGCAGGCAGCUGUGCUUCUACACUGGCACCUUAUUCAUUCUGGUCCCACUGUGUCAGAAACACUAGGGGUGCAACAGUUGCCUGGACGGACCUGCCCAGUGUGGUGGCGUCCCUUUUGUAAAAAUCUUUUUUUUUUAAAAAAAAAAUAAUAAUAAUAAACGAGGAUGGAAAGUAA